Messenger RNA from Ochotona princeps (American pika), 1804 nucleotides. It is a transcript of the gene LARP6, whose product is annotated as La ribonucleoprotein 6, translational regulator. Gene Ontology annotation, cellular component: nucleus. Lineage: Eukaryota; Metazoa; Chordata; Mammalia; Lagomorpha; Ochotonidae. Gene Ontology annotation, biological process: RNA processing. Gene Ontology annotation, molecular function: mRNA binding. The record is from RefSeq and is a predicted model, not a curated record. Bases 69 to 1511 code for a protein of 480 amino acids. The transcript has 3 exons.
UCCGCACCCCGCCGGCUCCCCGCCGCGGUCCUGCCGCCCCCGCCCGCUGCAGUUCGGCCCCGGGAGCCAUGGCCGAGCCGGGCGGGGAGGCCGCGCCCUGGCCCGGGCCGCCGGUACAGAUCCGCGUUGCCAUCCAAGAGGCCGAGGAUGAGGAGCGGACGGCGGACGGGGAGCGGCGCGUGGGGAGCCCGGCGCGGUUCCUGAGCCCCGGCUGGGGCAGCGGCGGCGAGGACGAGGCGGGCCGCGGGCGCAGUGGCACCAUAAGCGGGGAUGAGAAAGAGCAUGAGGGCCCGGAGGGAGAGUGGACGCCGCCGGACGCAGAGCUGGUGAGGAAGCUGGUGGAGCAGAUUGAGUUCUACCUGUCCGAUGAGAACCUGGAGAGGGACGCCUUCCUGCUGAAGCACGUGCGCCGGAACCGCCUGGGCUAUGUGAGCGUCAAGCUGCUCACGUCACUCAAAAAGGUAAAACAUCUUACUCGAGACUGGAGAACCACAGCUCACGCCUUGAAGUUCUCGGGGAUCCUGGAACUGAAUGAGGAUCAACGGAAGGUGAGGCGGACCACCCCGGUCCCACUGUUUCCCAACGAGAAUCUUCCCAGCAAGAUGCUCCUGGUCUACGAUCUCCACCUAGCGCCCAACCCUCAGAAUGGCAGGGUACAAGAGAGGGUCAUGGAGCACUUGCUCCAACUCUUCGGGACCUUUGGGGUCAUCUCCUCCGUGCGAAUCCUGAAGCCAGACCGGGAGCUGCCCCCCGACAUCCGUAGGCUCAGCAGCCGCUACAGCCAGGUGGGCACCCAGGAGUGUGCCAUUGUGGAGUUCGAGGAGGUGGAGGCGGCCGUCAGAGCCCAUGGCUUCAUGGCUACCGAGUCUCAGGGCAAAGACCACAUGAAGGCCCUCCUGAUUGGGAUGAAGCCCCCGAAAAAGAAACCUGCCAAGGAGAAGCCCCAGGAUAGGGAGCACCCCGCCGGAGCCCCAAUGAACAGAUCCCUCAACAAACGGGUAGAAGAGCUGCAGUACGCAGGGGACGAAUCUUCCGCCAACAGCUCCUCCGACCCAGAGAGCAACCCCACGUCCCCCAUGGCUGGCCGGCGGCAUGCGGCCACCAGCAGGCUCAGCCCUUCCGGCCCGCAGAAUCUCUUCCUGAGCCCCAAUGCUUCUCCAAGCUCCAGCCCUUGGAGCAGCCCCUCGGCACAGCGCAAGGGUGUGUCCAGGAAGUCCCCAUUGGCCGAGGAGGGCCGGUCAGGCUGCAGCACUGGCCCUGAAGCUCCACGCACGGGGGUGGAUUACUCCUCCGACAGCAGCAUCACCCCAUCCGGCAGUCCCUGGGUCCGCCGGCGGCGACGCCAAGCUGAGAUGGGGACCCAGGAGAAGAGCCCUGGAGCCAGUCCCCUGCUGUCUGGGAAGGUGCAGACUGCAGAUGGCCUGCCUGUGGGAGUGCUGAGGCUGCCCAGGGGUCCGGACAGCACCCGGGGAUUCCAGGGUGGCCGUGCCCGGAGCAGGGUCUGUGUGUGACUUUACGCCCUGCACAGGAGGAGACAUCCGAGUUCCCUUCCCCUGGUUCGGACAGACGCCUGGCAUGACCUGGAAUGGCAAUACGUCCCCUUUGAAGUCUUUUGUAUACGUGUAGACCUCAUUAAUUUAUAUAUUUGUCAUGUCUGUAUAUUGUGUGGUCCACCCACAUUCAGGAGGCCUGCCUUGCGGCAUGGCUGGUGUGAGCGGUGCCUGGCCUGUGCGAGCAGCAGCUGUGUCUCCCUGGGGCAAGCCUGUGUCAUCUCAGGGUGGGGUGUUUCUCAUGCAGUGACUGU